Encephalitozoon intestinalis ATCC 50506 is the source of this 885-nucleotide messenger RNA. Its product is annotated as bifunctional dihydrofolate reductase-thymidylate synthase. Gene Ontology annotation, biological process: dTMP biosynthetic process. The transcript has a single exon. Gene Ontology annotation, cellular component: cytosol; mitochondrion. Lineage: Eukaryota; Fungi; Microsporidia; Unikaryonidae. The record is from RefSeq and is a predicted model, not a curated record. Gene Ontology annotation, molecular function: thymidylate synthase activity. The coding region runs from base 1 to 885 and encodes 294 amino acids.
AUGACCCAAGAAACAAGACAUCCAGAACACCAGUACCUCGAUCUGAUUGCCCACAUCCUCGAAAAGGGUGUCAAGAGGCAAGACAGAACCGGCACAGGAACCCUGUCCAUCUUCGGGGCAUCAAUGAGGUUUUCCCUCGAAGACAACACAUUUCCCCUGCUGACAACAAAGAGGGUCUUCUACAAAGGCAUUGUCGAGGAGCUUCUGUUCUUCCUGAGGGCCCAGACAGACUCCGCCAUCCUCGAGAAAAAAGGUGUCAUGAUCUGGAAGAAAAACGGAUCCAAGCAGUUCCUGCAGUCCAUGGGUCUGGACAGAGAGGAAGGAGAUUUAGGCCCAAUAUACGGGUUCCAAUGGAGGCAUUUCGGUGCAGAGUACCAGACAUCCAGCUCAGACUAUAAGGGCCAGGGCAUCGACCAGAUCAGGGAUGUGAUCGAGUCGAUCAAGAACAACCCAGAGAGCCGAAGGAUGGUUGUGUGUGCAUGGAACCCCCUGGCCCUUCCCAAGAUGGCUCUCCCUCCCUGCCAUGUUCUCUUCCAAUUCAAUGUGAUGGAUGGAAAGCUGAACUGUGCAAUGUACCAAAGGUCGGGAGACAUGGGCCUGGGCGUGCCCUUCAACAUAGCUUCCUACUCUCUGCUCACAAUAAUCAUAGCCCAUCUGACAGGCCUCCGGCCUGGAGAGUUUGUCCACUUCCUGGGGGAUGCACAUGUGUAUCUUGACCACAUCGACUCCCUCAGGCUACAGCUCCAAAGAACGCCCCGAGAGUUCCCAAAGCUCUUUGUUAAUCCAAAGGGAACAAGAGUGGAAAUCGAAGACUUCGAGUUCGAGGACUUCGAGCUUGUGGGGUACAACCCUCAUCCUCCAAUCCAGAUGAACAUGAGCGUCUGA